UGCCCGACCAAUGCAAUGCACGAUCGCCGUCGGCCCGGCCAGCCUCGUCCACCUGUCGCCGUCGUCGUCGUCCCCUGCUCCCGGCUCGGCAACUCCUACUCCUCCCCAGUCCCCCGCCUCCUCCACAUGGCGUCGCCGCCUCCGGCGUCCGCGGCGGGCGGGCCGCACAACGUGUUCGUGUACGGGACGCUGAUGGCGGAGGAGGUGGUGCGGGUCCUCCUCGGCCGCGCCCCGCCCUCCUCCCCCGCGCUCCUCCCCGACCACCAGAGGUUCAGCAUCAAGGGCCGCGUCUACCCGACCAUCCUGCCCGUCAACAGCCACGAAGCCAACGGCAAGGUCUUCAGGGGCGUCACCGACAGGGAGCUCAACGUGUUUGACAUGUUCGAGGACGAGGAGUAUGUGAGGAAAACCGUUGAGGUCUCACUGGCUGAUACGUCGGAGAAAUUACUCGCCUUUGCGUACAUAUGGGGCAAUGAGAGUGAUCCUGACCUCUACGGUGAAUGGGAUUUUGAGGCAUGGAGGAAGGUGCAUUUGAAGGAUUAUCUUGAAAUGACAAAAGAAUUCAUGGAGGAAUUGGAACCAGCUGAAUCGGAACCCUAGGCGUGAAGCGGUUGAACCUACAAAUCAUUCUCCCGGAAGAUUUAGUUCGCGAAUGUGCUGUAUGCGCUUCGUUCAACUGGUUCUCCACUUAUUUGUAAAGAAAAUAUCCUUACAAAAUUACCAUAGAACCUGCGUUAUAGUUUUGCCUUUGAUCUCAUAGAUUUGAGGAAUGUUAUGCAUUUCUUCUUUUUUUUGGAUCA
This is a messenger RNA of Phragmites australis (common reed), 800 nucleotides long. RefSeq names its product AIG2-like protein D. Lineage: Eukaryota; Viridiplantae; Streptophyta; Magnoliopsida; Poales; Poaceae. The record is from RefSeq and is a predicted model, not a curated record. The transcript is spliced from 4 exons. Bases 16 to 600 code for a protein of 194 amino acids.